Oncorhynchus masou masou (cherry salmon) is the source of this 5534-nucleotide messenger RNA. Its product is annotated as sodium-driven chloride bicarbonate exchanger-like. The transcript has 26 exons. Gene Ontology annotation, cellular component: basolateral plasma membrane; plasma membrane. Bases 243 to 3548 code for a protein of 1101 amino acids. Gene Ontology annotation, molecular function: solute:inorganic anion antiporter activity; monoatomic anion transmembrane transporter activity; sodium:bicarbonate symporter activity. NCBI's taxonomy places the organism in Eukaryota, Metazoa, Chordata, Actinopteri, Salmoniformes, Salmonidae. Gene Ontology annotation, biological process: monoatomic anion transport; transmembrane transport; bicarbonate transport. The record is from RefSeq and is a predicted model, not a curated record.
CACGUGUGCUCCACCUCGUCAUGUAGCGCAAAUUGCACUCUCCAAGCUUGAGCGAGUGAAUGGGAAAUCGCUACCCCAUGCCGAAAUGAUGUAGGACUGGAAGAGGAGGAUGCUUAUCUUAAUUUGAGAAAAUCAACCCAGUUUAUAUAUACGGGUUCACCCUGAUUUAGCCCGGCAACACUAGACAUAAGACGACAAAAAGGAGCAUAUCCAGUCUACAGAGAAAGCGAGGCAAGGAUAAUAUGGACAUAACGGACCAAGGAGCACAAAUGGAGCCGCUACUACCCUUGGAACCAGGCCCUCAGAUACCUCAAGGAGACAAGAAUGUGAGGACUGAUGAGGAGGCAGUCCUGGACAGAGGGGGCACUCGCUCCAUGCUCAACACCAACUUUGAGAAGGAGGAGCUGGAAGGCCACCGGACCCUUUACAUCGGGGUCCACGUUCCCCUGGGGAGGAAGUCCCACCGACGUCACCGUCACCAUGGCGGCCACAACAGAAACAGCAGGAAGAGAUCCAAAGAGAGGGAAUCUGGGGUGGACGGCGAUGGCAGAGAAUCGCCCUCCCACACAGACACUCCUGCCCAGAGGGUGCAGUUCCUUCUGGGGACAGAGGAUGGUGAUGAGGAGCACAUACCUCAUGCCCUCUUCACUGAGCUAGAUGAGAUCUGCCUGAGAGAGGGUGAGGAUGCAGAGUGGAAGGAGACUGCCAGGUGGCUGAAGUUUGAGGAGGACGUGGAGGAUGGAGGCGAGCGUUGGAGCAAGCCCUACGUGGCCACCCUGUCUCUUCAUAGCCUGUUUGAGCUGAGGAGCUGCAUCCUCAACGGAACCGUGCUGCUGGACAUGAGGGCCAACUCACUGGAGGAGAUCGCCGAUAUGGUCCUGGACCAGCAUGAGGUGUCGGCCGGGGUGGGGGAGGAUGUGAGAAGGAGGAUCCGUGAGGCGCUCCUGAAGCAGCACCACCACCAGAACCACAAGAAGCUGGCCAACCGCAUCCCCAUCGUACGCUCCUUUGCCGAUAUUGGCAAAAAGCAUUCCGAGCCCCACUCCAUGGACAAGAACGGUCAGACUGUCUCUCCCCAGUCCCAGCCAGCCACCACAGAGGGCAAGGAACAUGUCAGCCGGGAGAACAGCCAUGUGGACUUCAGCAAGAUUGACCUCCACUUCAUGAAGAAGAUUCCACCCGGUGCAGAGGCAUCCAAUGUCCUGGUGGGGGAGCUAGAGUUCCUGGAGCAGCCCGUGGUGGCCUUUGUCCGUCUGUGUCCCGCCGUGCUGCUCAACGGCCUAGCUGAGGUUCCCAUCACCACCAGGUUCCUGUUCAUUCUGCUGGGGCCUCUGGGAAAAGGACCACAGUACCAUGAGAUUGGCCGAUCCAUCGCAACUCUGAUGACAGACGAGGUGUUCCAUGACGUGGCGUAUAAAGCCAAGGACAGGAACGACCUGGUGGCCGGCAUCGAUGAGUUCCUGGACCAGGUGACUGUGUUGCCACCUGGGGAGUGGGACCCAUCCAUCAGGAUAGAGCCGCCCAAAAACGUGCCCUCUCAGGAAAAGCGCAAGGUCCCUCCUCUACCCAACGGAGAUCUGGGAGAAGCAGAGGAACCUGGUGGCCAUGGAGGCCCAGAGCUACAGCGCACAGGAAGGUUCUUUGGCGGGUUCUUCAUGGACAUCAAGCGCAAGGCGCCCCACUACCUGUCUGACUACACGGACGCUUUGAGCCUGCAGUGUCUGGCCUCCUUCCUUUUCCUCUACUGUGCCUGCAUGUCUCCUGUCAUCACCUUCGGCGGACUGCUGGGGGAAGCCACCGAGGGACGCAUAAGUGCAAUUGAGUCCCUGUUUGGAGCCUCCAUGACGGGGAUAGCCUACUCCCUGUUCGCUGGGCAGCCUCUCACCAUCCUAGGCAGCACAGGCCCUGUUCUAGUGUUUGAGAAGAUUCUCUUCAAAUUCUGCAAGGACUAUGACCUGUCCUACCUCUCCCUGAGGGCCUGUAUCGGCCUGUGGACGGCGUUCCUCUGCCUGGUCCUGGUGGCUACAGACGCUAGCUCCCUGGUCUGUUACAUCACCCGCUUCACAGAGGAGGCCUUCGCUUCGCUCAUCUGCAUCAUCUUCAUCUACGAGGCCCUGGAGAAACUCAUCCACCUGGGUGAACACUACCCCAUCAACAUGAACAACAACCUGCAGAAACUCACCCAGUACUCGUGUGCGUGUGUGGAGCCAAAGGAUCCCAGCAACUCCACUCUGAGGUACUGGGAGGACAGGAACAUCACUGCAUCAGAGGUCAACUGGACCAGCAUGGAGGUCAAGGAGUGCUUUGUGUUCCGGGGGGAGUUUGAGGGCAGCGCCUGUGGCCCCCACGGACCCUACAUUCCUGACGUCCUCUUCUGGUCCGUGGUCCUCUUCUUCUCCACUGUCUUCAUGUCUGCUUUCCUCAAGGAGUUCAAGACAAGCCGCUACUUCCCCACCAAGGUGAGGGCCCAGAUCAGUGACUUUGCUGUUUUCAUCACCAUCCUCACCAUGGUCUUAGUGGACUAUGCCCUAGGAAUCCCCUCACCCAAACUGCAGGUCCCCGACAAGUUCAAGCCAACCAGAGACGACCGUGGUUGGAUCGUGAACCCAAUAGGACGCAACCCGUGGUGGACCACCAUAAUCGCGGUCCUCCCUGCGCUGCUCUGCACCAUCCUCAUCUUCAUGGACCAACAGAUCACGGCUGUUAUCAUCAACAGGAAGGAGCACAAACUGAAGAAGGGCUGUGGCUACCACCUGGACCUGUUUGUGGUGGGGGUGAUGCUGGGGGUGUGUUCUGUGAUGGGCCUACCCUGGUUCGUGGCGGCCACCGUGCUCUCCAUCUCCCACGUCAACAGCCUGAAGCUGGAGUCAGAGUGCUCGGCCCCUGGGGAACAGCCCAAGUUCCUGGGGAUCAGAGAGCAGCGCUUCACCGGCCUCAUGAUCUUCCUACUCAUGGGCUGCUCCGUCUUCAUGACCUCUGUCCUCAAGUUUAUCCCCAUGCCUGUACUGUAUGGAGUGUUCUUGUACAUGGGAGCGUCCUCGCUGAGAGGUAUCCAGUUCUUUGACCGUCUCAAGCUGUUUGGCAUGCCGGCCAAGCACCAGCCAGACUUCAUCUACCUGAGACACGUUCCCCUGAGGAAGGUCCACCUCUUCACCAUCAUCCAGCUCAGCUGCCUGAUCCUGCUGUGGGUCAUCAAGACCUCAAAUUAUGCCAUCGUCUUCCCCAUGAUGGUGUUGGCUCUGGUGUUCAUCCGUAAGCUUCUGGACUUCAUGUUCACCAAGAAGGAGCUGAGCUGGCUGGAUGACCUGAUGCCUGAGUGGAAGAAGAAGAAACUAGAGGAAGGAGAAGAAGAGGAGGAGCCCAGUAUUAUAGUGGAGGAGGAGGAGGGGAUAGUCAAUUUGCCACUGGAAGGAAAUUACAAGAGCGAUCCCGCGACAGUGAACAUUUCCGACGAGAUGUCCAAAGGCUCCUUCGGGAACGUGUGGAAUAGUAUUAGUCCCAGUGACAGCGCCAAGAAGGACCCAAGCUCCAAAAGCUCCCCUUCCUAACCUCUCAGAAGCUCAUUAUCCCAAAGCGGUUGCGAGAGAGGACAUAAGAGGAAGGACUCAAAGUUGGACAGGGAGACGAGUUUGUGAUCCAUUCCCGGCUCCGUCACCGCUCUGCGGAAAAUAACUCAUCUGACGUGCCACACUCGACCACCUCUGAACUGUGCUGCACCAUGCGUUCUCGUCAUGUAAGACUGUGUGUGUGUGUGUGUGUGUGUGUGUGCAACUCAUGUAAAUCUUUUAGAAACAGUGUUACCCUAUGGAGGAACCAACAAACAUUAACUGUGAUUAUUUUCUAUGUAUGUCAAUGUAUGGUGAUACCAGCAACAGAGGAAGCAAGGAAUUCAUAUUAUUAUGUGUAUCUAUCUACCCGUGGGCCAAUUUAUUACAUAUGUAGGAUCUUAAUUUGAGAAAGUUUUGUACAGUAGGAAAAUAAUCCUGAAGUAACAUGAAAUGUGUGGAUUAUAAUUAAUGGACAUUUUUGUAAGGGCUGAACAUAUUUUCAUAAGGUAAAAUCAAGUCUGAAAUUUUUUGGUGUAAAUUACAAAACUUCAGAAGCCUUUUUAAACCGUAAAUACACUACAUGUUUUACAAGUAUUUCUGCAACAGGGUGAUCAAAUUAAGAUCCUACAUCUGUGGCAACCAAAUGGUUUUUAAAGAAACUUUACUUUUUAACGGAAUCGUUUGUAUUUUGUAUGUUUUUUUUCUAUUUUUUCAUCAUAGUAAUCCUUAAAGAAAAUCUAUUACAAUAUACAAUGAAAAUCUUGUUCAUGGAAUAAGCAAUGUGUGUUUUGUUUUGUAAUUUGACAUCACUAUCGGGUCUGUGCACUUAACGAUACGAAAACAGUAUACUGUAUAUGUAUCAAAUUAAAGUGUUAAAUGUACAUUUUUUUUUUUUUUUUAAAGCUCAUUUGUAAAAUUUUCGCUGACAUUUUCCUGAAGAUUUGUUGAUAGUAUUUUUUUCUCCAUUACAGUGUGGAGGCAGGUCAGUGUUAUAUUUCAGGCAUUGGGGACCAUUACAUUCCAGUUAGCAUAGCAGCAUAGCCCUGCCAUUCUAUACCUAUUGGGAAUGUGAUUCCUAUAGGGUUUUAACCAUAGACUUGUAUGUAUUGACUCAGGGAGUCGAAUACUUAUCUAAUAAAGAUAUAUUCCUGUGUUUUUUCUCUUCAUUUUUACAGAUGUUAGAAUUUUAUUUCAAGCUGACAGAGUAUUUUGUGUAGCUCUUUGACCAUUUUUUGUUUUACAAUUAAAUCAAUUUUAAUCCCACUUUGUAACACAAAAUGUGGAAAAAGUCAAGGGGUGUGAAUACUCUCUGAAGGCACAGUACGUGUACAUGUGUGUUCCACGGGCAUACAAAUGUGUUUUACCGGCAUAUCGUUCCAGUCACCCUGUCGCUACGUUAUGUGAUAUCUUCUCCUGCAUUCCAGUUUGUUUGACACCUACAAAGUGAUGUUGUGUUCUGAUUCUGAACUACCAGUAACUGUAUUUAAACACCUGCACAAAGGUGAAUCAAACUUAGCGGUGUCUUUCUACGGGAUGUUGUGGUUAAUUGAUAGAAAUGCAAUAAUAGCUUUGUGAGAAAGGGCAAAAUGUAAUAAAGUGAAGACUCUUUUAACGAUGUUCAAUACAUAGUAUAUUUUAUUCAUGUUUAAAAUGUUACUAAUAUGUUACUAAAAACGAUGAAUUGGGGAAAACUUGUGGUUUUUAUGUUGUCGACGUCCCGUUGUACUGUGUUGUGAUGGACUUUACUUAUUAAAGAAAUAAUAAUGGGUCAAUAUAACAUUUUGGCCACUUGUAGAAAUCUGCCUUAAAAUGUAGUAUUGAUAGCUGAGAAGACAAGUUUAUGUUUCAGAAUUUAUCAACUCAUCUGUGUAAAAUAAUCAAUUCAGAGAUUUGUUGUUCUAUUAUAAAUGUGAUUUGUUAUACGAGAGAAAGAGAAAUGUACGAAACAAUAAAGUGACUCGAGCAUCCUUUCAUUUGGUGAACGUU